CCGACCUAUUCUUCUCAAACAAAACUCUCACACUAAACCAAGAAAACCACAUUUCUUUCCUUCUCUACAUUAACCAUCUCCUUCAUUACAUUUAAUCCCUUCUAUAUUUUUAUAAAAAAUGAAAAAACUCAAACUCAUGGAUCACUCAUCCUGCCGGAGGAGAUAUCAGGAUCCUCCGUCAAAGGCGACGGCGAAAACACUGAAUAAUAACAAUAAUAAUCCGAAGAAGAAAAGAGUCGUCAAAGAAGAUCUUGAUGAUGACAAGAUUGUUUCAAAGCAUCCAACUUAUCGAGGGGUGAGAAUGCGACAAUGGGGAAAAUGGGUCUCCGAGAUAAGAGAGCCAAAGAAAAAAUCAAGAAUCUGGCUCGGUACCUUCUCCACGGCGGAGAUGGCGGCACGUGCUCACGACGUAGCGGCUUUAGCCAUUAAAGGCGGCUCUGCUCACCUCAACUUCCCUGAGCUAGUGUACCAACUCCCUAGACCGGCUAGUGCUAACCCUAAAGACAUCCAAGCCGCAGCCGCCGCUGCGGCAGCUGCCGUCGCCGUUGACAUGGAAGUAGAGACGUCUACGUCCUCUCCUGUAAGCUCGGAACCAUCGUCUCCGGCUACGACCACACUAGCAGACGACGCGUUUUCUGACCUCCCCGAUCUCUUGCUCGACGUGAACCACAACAUUGACGGCUUUUGGGACUCGUUUCCUUACGAAGAGCCUUUCUUCUCGGGAACUUACUAGAAAACAAAGACACUGUAGUUGUGUACGUCUUGUUCUUUUGUCAUGUGAAAACUUUUUAACGUUAAAAAGUCACCGGUUGAUCCAAGUUGUAUAAUUAAUAACGGUCUAUGAUCGAUUUUUUUUUCUUUUUCUAGAACUUUUAAGCGGGGAAGUGUGUGACAUGUACUCACUCCGUUUUUAAAUGUAAGUAGUUUUAGCAAAAAAAAUU
This is a messenger RNA of Brassica oleracea var. oleracea, 941 nucleotides long. RefSeq names its product ethylene-responsive transcription factor ERF038-like. NCBI's taxonomy places the organism in Eukaryota, Viridiplantae, Streptophyta, Magnoliopsida, Brassicales, Brassicaceae. Gene Ontology annotation, molecular function: DNA-binding transcription factor activity; DNA binding. Gene Ontology annotation, biological process: regulation of DNA-templated transcription. The record is from RefSeq and is a predicted model, not a curated record. The transcript has a single exon. The coding region runs from base 119 to 733 and encodes 204 amino acids.